Messenger RNA from Lepus europaeus (European hare), 1736 nucleotides. RefSeq names its product RAD52 homolog, DNA repair protein (gene RAD52). Gene Ontology annotation, cellular component: nucleus. The transcript has 12 exons. Lineage: Eukaryota; Metazoa; Chordata; Mammalia; Lagomorpha; Leporidae. The coding region runs from base 276 to 1523 and encodes 415 amino acids. Gene Ontology annotation, biological process: double-strand break repair via homologous recombination; double-strand break repair via single-strand annealing; DNA recombinase assembly. The record is from RefSeq and is a predicted model, not a curated record.
UCGCGCAACUAAAUUGCUUUACGUCUUCCAGCAGGCUGCUUUGCGGCUCUCCUCCCCAUCCGAGUUGAUUUACGGCUCCUCCUCCUGCUUUUUCAAAUCUGCCCCUCACGUCCUCCCGGCUCCCUGAGGCCAAUGCUGGCAUUGGACCUUCUUCCCAGGGUGCCCUUGCACUUCCUUCCCAGUUUCCUCUGCGCAUCCUGUCGCUUACGUGCUGCCGUACGAGGUUCCCUGCGUGCACUGCGCGCUGCCGGAGGCGCAGACCAACCAGGGUCACUAUGUCUGGGGCUGGGGAGGCAGCACUUGGAGCACAUGGCAACCAUUCCCGCUGUGUGGGCGGCAGCACUGUGUUGUGCUUUGGACAGUGCCAGUACACAGCGGAGGAGUACCAGGCCAUCCAGAGUGCUCUGAGGCAGAGGCUGGGCCCGGAAUAUAUCAGCAGCCGCAUGGCUGGGGGAGGCCAGAAGGUGUGUUACAUUGAGGGUCACAAGGUCAUUAGCCUGGCCAACGAGAUGUUUGGGUACAACGGCUGGGCGCACUCGGUCACACAGCAGAAUGUGGAUUUCGUUGACCUCAACAACGGCAAGUUCUACGUGGGAGUCUGCGCGUUUGUGAGAGUGCAGUUGAAGGAUGGCUCCUAUCAUGAAGAUGUGGGCUAUGGUGUUAGUGAGGGCCUCAAGUCCAAGGCCUUGGCGCUGGAGAAGGCGAGGAAGGAGGCAGUGACCGAUGGGCUGAAGCGAGCACUCAGGAGUUUUGGGAAUGCACUUGGAAACUGUAUCCUGGACAAAGACUACCUGCGGUCCCUGAAUAAGCUUCCACGCCAGUUGCCUCUUGAUGUGGACUUGAGUAAAGCAAAGAGACAAGAUUUUGAACCAUCUGUGGAACAGGCAAGAUAUAACAGCUGCCGACCGAACACGGCCCUGGCACCUCCACGACCACAGGAGGUGACCUCCCCCUGCAGACCAGGCCACCCAGAUAAUCCCCACCUUGUGACACAGGGGGACAAGGACAGCAGCUCCCGAACCCCGGCCUGCUCCGCGGAGAGUGACACCACCCAGCAGCGGAAGCUCCGGCAGCAGCAGCUGCAGCGGCAGUUCCGGGAGCAGAUGGAGAGACAGCAGCGAGUGCAGACGUCCUCCCCGCCCGCGGAGACCGAACGUGAGGUGGCGCUGCCCGCCCCGCCCGUGACGCACAGCACUCCCAAACCUGCUGACUCUGACCCGGGCCCGGAGGAAGACUCCCUUGCAGAGAACCUGGACCUGUGGGAUGAGACUCCAGACAUCCUGGACAAUGUUGUCAAGCCCUUGCCAAGAGCAGCACCAGCCCAGACGUCUGCCAUGCCAGCCCCGAACGAUCUGGAGCUGGAGACCUGGAACAAGGACCCCAACGGCCUUUGCCACCAGAAGCCACAAAUAAAACCUGCACCCCAGCACCCCCAAAGUCACGACACUAACCAGCAUGUAACAGACUGUGCAUCGCAUAGGAACAGCCGGGACAUGAAGAAAAGGAAAUGGGACCCGUCCUGAGACUCAGGCCACACGCCUGGACUUCGUUACCGAGCGGCUUUGGGAGCUACUUUUGAGUCAUGAACUUGUUCAUCCCCGAGGAAUGGACUGUUUCCACGGGUUCACACCGGGGUUCAUCCUGAACCUUCCCAGGGGAUCUGUCGGAGCCUGCUGCAGAGAAAGCCGAGUGCCUGAGGAUGUCACACGCGGCAGUGGUGGGGUGGUGGUGGGGAG